Labrus mixtus (cuckoo wrasse) is the source of this 6106-nucleotide messenger RNA. It is a transcript of the gene arhgap31, whose product is annotated as Rho GTPase activating protein 31. The coding region runs from base 514 to 4383 and encodes 1289 amino acids. The record is from RefSeq and is a predicted model, not a curated record. Gene Ontology annotation, biological process: small GTPase-mediated signal transduction. NCBI's taxonomy places the organism in Eukaryota, Metazoa, Chordata, Actinopteri, Labriformes, Labridae. The transcript is spliced from 12 exons. Gene Ontology annotation, molecular function: GTPase activator activity.
CAGAACCCAGAUGAUUCCUGAGGGAAUUUGCCACUCAAACAUACAGGCAUGCUUCCUCAGCUACAGAGGAGCCAGUGUAAAGGGGAGACUGUGAGUGGAAUGAAGGAAAAGAGGAGGAGAUAAAGGAGCAGAGACUGGCUGGGGGUGAAAAAACAACAGGAAACUGACCGGUUCUAAUGCUGUUUCUGCAAAUCCUUCACAGAUAAAGCAGCACUCUGCCACGUCCAAGCAAAACAGCACUGUAUGUUCUCCUCAAAAUGUUGUCUUGAACUCAUGACACCCUAAAGGACUUAAAGCUGAAAAUGUGACGUCACUUCUGCUCUCAGCCUCCGACCGUGCUGCGGUUACUCAGAAUGUGAGCGGAUGCAGACAUUUGGGAGCUGAUUGCUGGGAUUUUCUAUGCGGCUGCUUUUUUGACCCACAAACUCAACCUUUCUCAGGGUCAUAUGGAUCGAUCGGCGAGCUUCCAGGGAUCUGUUUGUUUUAAUCGUCUGGACCACUAACUGGAGCCACAUGAAGAAUAAAGGGAAUAAGCUCAAGUCCAAAAAGAAAGGGAGUGAAAAUGCGUUCGGCUGUGACCUGACAGAACAUCUCCAGAACUCCGGACAAGAUGUUCCUCAGGUUCUGAUUAAAUGUGCAGAGUUCAUCGAGGAGCAUGGGAUUGUGGACGGGAUCUACAGACUGUCGGGGGUCACCUCAAAUAUCCAGCGCCUCAGGCAGGAAUUCAGCUCCGGCUCCGAGGCGUGCCCUGACCUUACAAAGGAAGUGUACCUCCAGGACAUCCACUGUGUGGGUUCCUUAUGUAAGCUGUACUUCAGGGAGCUUCCCAAUCCUCUGCUCACAUACGAGCUUUACAGCAAGUUCACUGACGCGGCCUCGGUCAAGGGGGAUCAUGAGAGGCUAUUACACAUUCAGAGGGUCAUCAAAGAACUGCCCACUCCUCAUUUCAGGACUCUGGAGUACCUCACUAAGCACUUGACCCACCUCGCCACCUUAAGCACCCAGACUAACAUGCAUACACGUAACCUGGCUCUGGUUUGGGCUCCAAAUCUGUUAAGAUCUAAAGACAUAGAGACGUCAUCAGCGAAUGGCGACAUGGCUUUCCAGGAGGUGCGAAUCCAACAGUCGGUGGUUGAGUUUAUUCUGAAUCACACAGAGCUGAUCUUCAGCAGCAAUUCUGUGCAAAUCAAACCCAAAGAAGGUCUGAUGUGUGGGGAGAAGUAUGCCACGCUCCCGAUCAGUACUCAGGGUGGGCCGAUGAAACUGAUGAGCCUGGAGGAAGCUCAGGCCCGUUCUUUAAGUCCCAACCAUCCUGUACAUAGAGAACGCCAGCGGGAGAACAGCCUGCCUGAUACCAGCACCGCCAUGCUCUACCACACCGUCAUCGACAUGUCUGACAGCAAGAGAAAGUUUUCUGGGAAAUCAAAGAAGUGGAAGUCCAUUUUCAACCUGGGACGCUCUGUGGACACCAAGGGGAAACUGAGCCGGAAUGGCAGUGUGUUCAUAAGAGGCCAGGGCAUGAAAGAAAAGGCAGCUCUUCGUCCAUCCAGAAGCAUGGAGUCCUUGUGCUCCUUACCAACAGAUGAUGACAGAGCAGGAGGCAACAGUCCAGCUGGUGGAGCUGGCAGCAAUUUUGUUCCAGAUGUUAAAUCCAGAACUCUGGGUUCUGACUCGCUCUAUGACCUCAGUGAACACGACCAAACCUGGGAGUUUAAAGGGAACAAAGCGGGCGGGGCCACAGGGGGGUGGACCUCUUCCAUGAAUGACAAGGGGUCACAGGGUGCCUCCGCGGCCCCUCAGAAAACACUACCGGAGCAACUGAAGGUGUUCAAAGGUGACGACCUCAGCGGCUACCGGCCCACCUCUCCUAAAAAUAGAAGGAUGUUGUACUCGGGCUCCUCUCACAACAGCUCCUCUAGACCCUCCUUUCCGGGUAGUUUCUUUCCACUUGAGUCCUCUCCCAGGCAUCAGCGUCGAGCCAUCAACAUAUCUGAGCCCUUCGCGGUGUCCGUACCGCUGCGAGUGUCAGCCGUCAUCAGCUCCAACAGCACGCCAUGCAGGGGGCCCGCCAAGGACAAAGCGGCCACUCUGAAACCCAAAGAGAGCGCCGAGCAGAGCGGCAGCAGUGGAAAGAGCAACACUUUCCCCCAACUGGAAGCAAAGAAGCAGGAAGGAACAGAGAAGAAAAACACAGAGGAGGAGACCUCUGGAGUCACGCCACAGGAUAAAAGCAAAGAAGUGGUGCAACAAGGCCAAGAAGGGAUGAACAUUUCUGAACUGGAACCACACUCCCUUGAAAUUGCAUCACGAAGAAGAGAAGCAGCGCCAUCUCCUGGUGCAGAACCGCAAAUCCAGCCUGUAUCUGGGAAACUGGACAAAAGAUAUUCUUCUGGGACAGAGCCUUGGCCUGACCUCAAAAAGGAGCUGAAAAUAACUGAACCUGAGAUUGACCUGCUUGAUAAGACCUUCAAACCGGUUUUUGGCUUUAAGAGCACCUGUGAGGGAACAAAGUUAACAGCGGAUGUGAAGUCAAAGCGAAGUCGCAGCUCCCCUUCACUGUCCCUGUUAUUUAGGGAGCAGUCUUCAAAUACCUCUUUGAGUGAUCUCGCGGCUGCAGGCGGGUCGAACCCUGCGAGGAAACAGCCCUCGGAGUCCGACAUCUCGUUUUCUCCCAAAGCAAUUCAGUUAAAUGUCUGCACUGCUCACACGGCGCAAGAGAAGCCGCAACCAAAACAUGCACCCUCAAACAAAGAAGACACAGCUGACACCAAACAGAGCCAGCCUCCUUUAAAGGAAACCUGUUUGGAAACGUUUCUAAGUCCUUUGACGAUAGAGGAAACGUCAACGGUCGAAGGCUCCUCAGCAGCAGAUAAAACUGACAAACAUGAAACUUCUAAAGAGAAAAUCUUUUCCUGUCAUGGAGCGAAGAAGAGUGGGAUUCCAGAGCUGGAAGUCAUUCAGAGGCUCUCAGUGUGUUUGGAAGAGAGACGUAAGACCCUGGAGCUGCCGAUCUUCGACAAGGACGAUGGAAGCGGAGGACACUCAGAGGAGCUGGACUUAGAGGAGCCCUGGGAUGAGCUUAGUUCCACCAAGCAGUGGGUCACAAGUCCGCUCCAUUCACCAGACAUAGAGAAGCUGUUUAACCAGCUCUCACCCUUCAGUUCUCACCUGGAAACUCUGAGCUCAGAGGAAGGGGAGAUUUCCUCUCCUCCAGCUGAUGGGAACAAACAAUCUGUCAUUAGGAGCAGUGAAAACGUCUCAGGAAACCCUCCUCAGACCGCCGGCAGCAAACCAGAGACUCACUGGAUGUAUUUUCCGUCGGUGCCGACACGGGUUCGUGCGAACAGCAACAAUGAAAGUCAACUGCACGCAGGGAAAUGUAGCUCGACAAAACAGAAGAACACAGCAUCAUCUCAGAGGUUUUACAGACAGAUGUCGCACGAGGCAGCCGCUUCAGAGAGAAGGGAGGACAACUGCUUCUCUAAACACCGGCCAUACUCGCUCAACUUAGAUCUUGGGCAGCGGUGCAUCAGGGACAUUUCUAAUCAGCAGAACCGAAACUCAUCGGAGUUUUCCUACAGCAAGAAGGGGCUGCAGACUUCUUCUGGGACGGUCAACAACGGGCUGCCCUCGGAGCUGGAGUUGUUCCUGAGCGACCGCCAGGCACCUCUGCGCCGGAACUCAGCCCCCGUCAGCGUGUCGUCAGUGAGGACAGCCUUCAUGAUAAAAACAUGCCAGGCCAAAGCUGUGCCCGUCGUCCCUCCCAAGGUGCAGUACAGUCAGAUACCUCACUCCAGACAUGAGAGUGACUUUCAUGCAGUGAAGGAGCAAGAAAAGGAGCGUCCCAAAAUGAACGCAGAGAAGAGCGUCAGCCUGCCUGCUGCCGGGAUGUCCGACCUGAGGGAGGAGCUGGAGAAUAAAAAGCCUCUCCUCAAACAUCAAAAACACGCGAAUUUGGGGAGUAGCACCGACUCUGUGAAGACCCCGUCCGCUACAGAUCAGCCGGUCAUAAGGAGGAGACACGCGCCCAGUCUGGAGGUGUUUGUAGAUUGUCCCAGACCUACCAGAGGGAACGUUUUACAAAGACCGUCCUUCAGGAACCGACAGAGACCUCAGAGUCUAAUCCUGUUCAGCCCUCCUUUCCCCAUCAUGGACUACCCGCCGUCAGGGGACGACAGCAGGCUCCUCUCGUCCAUCAAGAGUCUGAAUGACGCGUCAGCGGAGAAUGUGUUCACCAAAGAGAUGCCGGAGGGGAUCCCGCUUCAAAGUAAAAUGACUAUUCCAAAAAGUGGGCAGAGACUAGAAACAUCGACCAGCUGCUUCUACCAGCCACAGAGGAGGUCCAUGAUAUUUGACAGCAGGAGCCACCGACAGAACGAGUGACUGGAAGUCACAAACUCUGAGAAUGUGUGUAUGUAAAUAGACGAGUAUUAAAAAACGUAUUUUAGAAACUGAAGGAUAUGAAAACCCUAAUGUGGAUCAAAGAAUUUAUUUUGCUAUGAUUCCAGAAUUUUCUGACAUAUUCAGGAUUAUUUCAACCAGUGAAGUAUCAGAUAAAGAGUGAAGUAAAUAUUCAUGUGCCAUUAAAGCUUGAUGUAGGGGCUACACUUUGUGGUGUUUCUCUUUUUGCAUAUUUUCCUGAGCAGUUUCAAAAUCAUCGUCUAUAAAAUAUAAGAUGAUGAAAAUGUCUCAUCAGUUUCCCAUUGCAAACGGGCCAAACCAACAAUUUUGAGCUUAAUGCUACAUUUACUUCCUGGAUGAGUUGCUGUCAGAAUGAGGGACGUUUAGUUUAACACUCAAGACCGUUGAGUCAUGCAGUCUGAAUUUUUUCCAACUUCCCCUUGACGGGAAAAACCAGCUGCUGGUCGUGAAAAGACGGCUUUUUAAUUUACCUGCUCUUUUGUUAAGUGUCUUGAGAUAACAUUUGUUAUGAAUUGGUGCUGUACAAAUAAAGAUUGAUCGAUUGAUUGUUACACAUUUCGAUCAAAAACAAGAAAACCAAAAUCUCAGGCUUUUGUGUUGAAUUCAAAUUCUUAUUUGGGCUCACAUGUUUGAAUAGUUCCCCUUUGGAUCAUCCCUUUCUUAAACAACUUUUCACUGAAGCAAAAAGGAAAAAAAGUUUCCAGCGAGUCACCAGAAGUAUGGACAAAAUACUGUUUUUUAUCCAGUCAGGCGCUUCAUUUUGUUAAUGGUUUUAUGAAAAGUGAAAUGUACAUGAUGAGUCUGCAGGGGCAAACAAAACCCUGGAGAACAAAUGAAAUCACAUUGAAGUCUGAACUGAUCCAAAGAAGUCUGCACAAACAGAAAGCACACAGGGAAGGUGAACAGAAGAUGAACUUGAUAACGGACAAACUGUGCAACAGUGGAACAGAAGACGUGUUUUUUUAUUUAUUCCUUUAGUAACACGUGUUAUGAAGUAAGCUUGAUACCAAAAAAUAUUCUAUAUGUUGGCUCUGUGACAGACUUAAGUCAAUGUGAUUUUUAAAACUAAUAUUUAAAAAGGAAAUUCCUUUUUCUGAUUUAAAUAUAUCUCAAACAUUAGACAUAGUAUUUACCCACAGAAGGACUUUAUUUCAUGUGUAUCUUGUUUUCUGUCAUUAUUGUGUCGUUUGUCAUCUUUUUUUAUUCGUCUGGAUUUGGAAACAAAGUAAAGUAAAGUGGAGUCUGAGUGUGUGCGCGCUGACUGUAUUCAAUGUGGUUGAGGUCAAGUCAGAUGGUGGUUUCUCCAGGUCUUUGUCCCUUUUCUUGACAUUUUAAAAACACGGGAUAUGAUGAUGUAAAGUUGUGCUAUUUGUGGGCGAGCUCCCGGGAACAUAACACAGUUGGGAUGUCAAAGAAGUUACAGUGUAUUUCCUCACAGUGUUUUUUUUUAUACUGUAGUCUGGAUGGGCUGGGUGAAUGAUGAGUGAGUCAAUGAGAAACAGGAUGAGAAGUGUGUUUUUUUUUAUUUGCUUUUAUUACUGUUGUAAACUUGUAAAGUGUAUUAAUAUGAAGGAUAAAUGAAAUGAGAAAUUUGAGUCUUCUCUUCUGGAGUUAUGUACAUAAGACACUUGAUGACUUUUGCUACAACAUAAAGUUAUGAUAAUAAAACGUUUUGAAAAUCCCA